GGCGGCAUGGCGGAGGAAAAGGCGGAGAAAACCUUGACGGACGAAAAUGCGUUCGAAGCGCUGGAGAAAGAUUUCCAGGAGGUGCUCAGCGAGCUCACCGGCGACAAGAGCCUGGAAAAGUUUCGGGUGGAGUACGAAAAGCUGCACGCGGUCUUGAAAAAAUCCUACGAAAACGAGAAGCGCCUGAUGUCCAAAUGUCGCGAGCUGAACUCCGAGAUCGUGGCCAAUUCGGCCAAAGUGUCCACGGCGCUCAAACUUUCCCAAGAGGACCAGACGACGAUUGCGUCUUUAAAGAAGGAAAUAGAGAAGGCGUGGAAGAUGGUGGACGCAGCCUAUGAGAAGGAGCAAAGAGCCAAAGAUACCAUCGGCUCCUUGAAAGGCGAGAUCAACAAUCUGUCCAAGCUGGUGGAGCAAGGAUCCGGGCUAUCCACGGGGCAGGAGCACAGUUUAAAUGAAUUACUGACUGUCAAGGAGGAGCUGACCCAAGAGAGAGACCAACUGCUAUCCGAAGUAGUAAAGCUGCGCGAAAGUCUAAUGCAAGCAACCACUAAGCAGCAGGAGGCGGAGAAACUCAAAGAGGAGGCGGAGCAGACCAUUUCUCAGCAUCAGCAGGAGAUUCAGGUGCGUCAGAACGAGGCGUCUCGGGAAGCUCGCAAAAAGGAGAAGCUGGAGAAGGACCUGAGGAGUAUGCAGACCGAGCUGGACAAUAAGCACUCGGAGAUUAGAUCCUUACAGCAAAUGUUACAGAAGAACAAAGAGGAACUUCAGAAACUGGAACAGCAGCUUAAAGAAACAAAGAUCCUGCACGAGAGAGUCAACAAAGAAGUGGAGCAUUUUCAGGUCAGAAACACCAAACUCCAGCAGGACAAUGAGCAAAACGGCAUCUCCAAUGAGCAGCUGAUUCAGGAGAACCAACAGAAGCAGCUGGAAUUAAAGUCUAGAGAAGAAGAGGUCGGUCAGAUGAAACACGAGAUUUCCAAACUUUCCAGAGCCAGAGAGGCCAUGCAAAGGAAGUACAGACAAAUGGAGGAACAGAAGACUGAGGUGGAGCAGGAGAGAGAGACACUGAAAAAUCAGAUUACUGGACUUGAGAGAGGGCUGGAGUCUGCAAAAAAACAAGCUGAGCUAGAUAAGAAGGCAGUGGACGAGCUGGUGAGAGAAAGGGACAUGCUGAACAAGAACCUCCUGAAAGCGGCUGGCGCCACCCAGAAGCAACUCAACUUAGUGAAACUCCACGAGCAGUCCAAAAAGAACCUGGAGGAGGAAAUAACUAAUUACAAAGAUGAGGCCCAGAAACAGCGAAAGAUUAUCUACCAACUGGAGAAGGAGAGGGACCGCUACAUCAAUGAGGCCAGCGAUCUGACACAGAAGGUUCUCCAGCACAUGGAGGAUAUUAAAGUUCGGGAAAUGCAGAUCUUUGACUAUAAGAAGAAGAUCGCAGAAGCAGAAACUAAGCUGAAGCAACAGCAGAACUUGUAUGAGGCUGUGAGAUCAGACCGCAACCUGUACAGCAAAAACCUCAUAGAAGCUCAGGAUGAGAUUACGGAGACGAAGAGAAAAUUGAAAAUCAUGAACCAUCAGGUUGACCAGCUAAAGGAAGAGAUUUGCUCCAAAGAGUCGGCGCUCGUGAAGUCUCACGUCGACCACCAGCGGGUAGAGAAAGAAAAAGAAGCUCUGAAGGCUGAACUGCAGAAAAUAAAACAGCAAGCCACUGAGACACAACAACUGAUUGACAACCAGAAGGUGGAAGAGAGACGGCUCCUGAAGAUUCUGUCCGACGCUGACGCAGAGAGAUUGCAGCAGAGGAAAGAACUCGAUCAGGUGAUCAGCGAGAGGGACAUUUUAGGCACCCAACUGGUCCGCAGGAACGAUGAAUUGGCUUUGCUGUAUGAGAAGAUUAAAAUCCAGCAAUCCAUCCUGAACAAAGGAGAGAGUCAGUACAAGCAGAGGGUGGAAGACAUCAGACUGCUCAAACUUGAGAUCAAGAAGCUGAGGAGAGAGAAAGUAAUCCUCACCAAGACCGUGGCCAAUGUAGAUGACCUCAGGCGGGAGCUCUAUCACAUGCAGCGGGAGCUGAUGAAAGAAAGGACGCGGUGCAGAGCCUUGGAGGAGGAGCUUGAGAACCCCAUGAAUGUCCACCGGUGGAGAAAACUAGAGGCCAGCGACCCCAGCACCUAUGAGCUAAUCCAGAAGAUACACACUCUGCAGAAACGUCUCAUUAGCAAAACCGAGGAGGUGGUGGAGAAGGAGCUGCUCCUACAGGAGAAGGAAAAGCUCUAUGUGGAGCUGAAGCUAAUUUUGGCGCGACAACCAGGACCAGAAGCCGCUGAGCAACUGCAGAUCUAUCAGCAGACACUACGGGAAAAGGGAAAACAACUAAAGGCUCUUUCAUCAGAACUGAACAUGUACGAAUCUCAGAACCAGGAAUACAAAUAUGAGAUUGAGAGACUGGCCAAUGAGCUGCAGAGCGUGAAGAAGAAAUAUCUUUCCCAAAAACGUAAAGAGCACCAAGCCAGGGAGAAGGAGAGAAGUAUGGUAGACAUGGACAUGGACACACAGUAUCUGCAGCAGCAAAGAACAGAUGUACCCCGUUUCAUAGGAGGGGGAUUCCCACUCGGCCACAUGCCCAAGAUUUCAGCUUAA
Molecule: messenger RNA, 2643 nt
Organism: Nanorana parkeri
Lineage: Eukaryota; Metazoa; Chordata; Amphibia; Anura; Dicroglossidae
Gene: CFAP58
Product: cilia and flagella associated protein 58
Exons: 18
Coding region: 7-2643 (878 amino acids)
Biological process (GO): signal transduction
Cellular component (GO): cytoskeleton
Source: RefSeq, a predicted model, not a curated record